GUUCAGUAAGCAAGAAGGAACAUUGAUGUGCUUUCAAUGCAAGGAUGUACGGUUAUCUACAGGACAAUCGAAGGACUUCCUGCAAAUCGCUGAUGCUGUCCGUACCAUUUCGGAGGAGCUUAUCGUCUAUCAGGAUCAACUGGAGGCAACCCUGAAAGAACUUCAGUCUUUGAAUAACAUGCAGAAGGAUGCUAUUGCUGAUUCCAAGGACAUCAAAAGUCUUUUAGAUAGCUUGGAGCAAGGAAUGAUGGCACUGGCACCCAGGCAGCUUGUCUCAAGAAGGCUGAACCCAGGCCAGUUCAAAGGUCCCAUUCAGUACAUGACAUGGAGGGAAAUGCAGUCCACUCUCUCUCCAGGUCUCUCUUCACUAACUCUGGACCCUAAAACAGCUCACCCAAAUCUGGUGCUCUCCAAAAACUACACCAGUGUGUGGCACGGUGACAUUAAGCAGACAAUGGCUGAUGAUCCCCAGAGGUUUGACUCCAGUGUGGCUGUGCUGGGUUCCCAAGGCUUCACCUCUGGACAGUGGUACUGGGAAGUAGAAGUAGCAAAGAAGACCAAGUGGACAGUAGGCGUUGCCAGAGAAUCCAUCGUCCGGAAGGGCAGCUGUCCUCUAACUCCAGAGCAAGGAUUCUGGCUCUUGAGAUUAAGGAACCACACGGAUCUAAAGGCACUGGAUUUCCCUGCUUGCGCUCUGAAGCUCACUAACAAGCUCAACAAGGUGGGCAUCUAUCUGAAUUAUGAGGAAGGGCUGGUGUCCUUCUAUAAUGCUAAGACUAUGGCACACAUUUAUACCUUCAGUAGCAUUUUCAUGGAGAAACUGUAUCCUUACUUCUGCCCCUGCCUUAAUGAUGGUGGAGAGAAUAAAGAACCAUUGCAUAUUGUACAGCCACAGUAAUUAGUCAUACUGUAUAAAUUCAGAGGCUAUUAAAUAAGUAUUGAACUAUCUGCCAGUCUCUCACUGAAUUCUAUUCCCAAUUUUUGGGGAACUCUGAAAUGGUGAAAUGAACAUCACAAACUUAAGCAAACUUAAGCAGGAGG
Perognathus longimembris pacificus (Pacific pocket mouse) is the source of this 1041-nucleotide messenger RNA. It is a transcript of the gene Trim69, whose product is annotated as tripartite motif containing 69. The record is from RefSeq and is a predicted model, not a curated record. NCBI's taxonomy places the organism in Eukaryota, Metazoa, Chordata, Mammalia, Rodentia, Heteromyidae. The transcript is spliced from 5 exons. Gene Ontology annotation, molecular function: protein binding. The coding region runs from base 26 to 898 and encodes 290 amino acids.